AAUACUCAAAGGCCUGACAUUUAAGUCGCCAUUGCCGUGAACACCACAGUAUAGUGACUAUCAGUUGUGGAAAUUCAUAUUUUGUGCACUCUUAAUCUUGUUUUUUGAAGAUUCUAAUUGUCGAAAUAAGAGGUUUCACAAUGAAAAUCUUCGCUGCUCUCGUUGUCAUCGCUUUUGCCAUUGUUGGCACCUCUGCAAAUAAACAUUGCUAUGCGGACGUGGAGAACGCCUGCAAUAACAAUGAUCCCGACGACUCCCUGCGCAACUGCAACGCCCUGUACUCGGGCUUCGAGCACGCGGAGGCGGGCAUGAUGGAGUUCACUGUGAUGCAGAUCCAGUCCUCCUUCGAGUACCUCCUGUUGUCCACCAAGUACAACACGCACGUGAAGAACCGCCCGGGCUUCUCGAAGAAGUUCCGCGAGCUGAGCGACAGGUCGUGGAAUCACGGCAUUGAUCUGAUCAAGCACAUCACGACGCGCGGCGGCAAGAUGGAGUUCCGCACCGUGGAGAAGCCUCGCCUCCUGUUCGAGCACACGCUGGAGCUGGACGAGCUGCAGAGCAUGGCCAUUGUGCUGGAGAAUGAGAAGUUCCUGGCCAAGACCGCCCACCACAUCCACCAGAACGCGUCCCACGCCAAUCACUCCACUCACUACGAUCCCGAGGUGGCGCACUACAUGGAGGAGAAGUUCAUCGAGGACCAGGCGGACACCAUUCGCCAGUUCUCCGGCUACGCCAACGACCUGAAGAACUUCAUGAAGGAGAAGUCGCAGGUCGCGCUGUCCAUCUAUCUCUUCGACGAGUAUUUGCAGAAGCAGUAAAUCCGUGUUAUGCACAAGAGAGUUAAUAAAGAGUUUUUUUUGGGUAAUAUGUAUUCGUUAUAGAUCAAAUGCGAGCCAUAUGUUUUUAUUUGUAUUGAAUAAGGAAACACAGAACGUGAUAAUUCCAUGUAAUAUUUAGAAUGAUUGAAAUAAACCUCAGAAACCAAGACCAGAA
This is a messenger RNA of Phlebotomus argentipes, 993 nucleotides long. RefSeq names its product ferritin light chain, oocyte isoform (gene Fer2LCH). Gene Ontology annotation, biological process: intracellular iron ion homeostasis; iron ion transport. Gene Ontology annotation, cellular component: cytoplasm. Bases 141 to 818 code for a protein of 225 amino acids. The record is from RefSeq and is a predicted model, not a curated record. The transcript is spliced from 3 exons. NCBI's taxonomy places the organism in Eukaryota, Metazoa, Arthropoda, Insecta, Diptera, Psychodidae. Gene Ontology annotation, molecular function: ferrous iron binding; ferric iron binding.